GAAGAAAACAGUGCGUUUAAAAAUAAAAGCGCAAAUGAGUAUUAUUUGAAGAAGUUUGAAGUUGCUGAAAAUGAAAUUAUUGAAUUGACGCAAAAUUUAUUUCUUAUUACAACUAAAAAUCAAAAUCGUUCAAUAACUU
This is a messenger RNA of Dentiscutata erythropus, 139 nucleotides long. Lineage: Eukaryota; Fungi; Glomeromycota; Glomeromycetes; Diversisporales; Gigasporaceae. The record is from the annotation of a GenBank genome assembly.